AUGGCUUCUUACCGUCAACAGAAGCUGAAUCUUUUGCUACUCUUAGCAAUCGCCGCUCCUUCGACGAACGCGCUAGCCGCUCGUCAGGCGACGGAAACAGUUCCAGGAGAUAGAACCUCGACCACGACUUCACUCCCACCGACUCUCACUGCACCAGCAAUUGAUCCCAACGACGAAGAUGCCUUCUCUUGCUGGUAUGCUUCAUUUGCAUACUCUACCAUAUCAUCACAAAUCAGUAGCGCCGCCGCUGCAGUUCCAUAUACAUCAGCUCAAUUCUUUUCCACCUAUACAUCAACCGACUGUUGUUACCUCUACCAACCUCCCCGGUCCACCACUACACUGUGUGAUGGGUAUCCACGCGUUCUUUCAAUACCUGAGGAUACCUACAAUGUGACAAAAACCACGAUUCUUUAUGACUAUACACUUUCAACCCAAGGCGCGCUUCCAUCACAUACAGAAGUGCUGCCUUCAUGUACAGUGGACGUGGAAGAACCUGCUUGCACAAAAAUCUGGUCUCAAUAUGACUAUACAUACACAUCGUUAAAAUCUGCCUCGAACUCCUAUUACGAUACCUACGCAUUGUAUGGUAGACCUCCUUGUCCAUCGCCCAUGACAGCCUGUCCGUCCGCCAAAACAACAUGUUCCGUUGAAUUGGAAGAUGCGACGGUGUAUUACUGGCCAGUGACAACCACCUCGGGUGACUUUUGCGCUCGCAACGGAACGACCAUCACACCAUCACCAACCGACCCUCCAGCCCCGGAUACCACAGAGAUAGGAGACAUGACCUUCACCUCGCCCUCCGUCUACAUCGUUGCGCCAGAUGCGUACGCUUGGUACAAAACCUCCGGUCACGGACUCAUCUCAUAUGGUCGAAUGUGCGGCCACUCCGAGACGUCCGCCACGUAUACAAUUGCCCAGGAAAGCAUCAGUACCAUGUAUGUUCAUGAUAAAGGCGUACAUUAUCCUAUGGACUGGGAGGAUAUGAAUACCAUCCGUCAUGAAGCAUACCAAAGGGCCUGUGGUAGACGAUAUGGAUGUAGCAGUUUUACGGACAUUGUUAGCUCAUUUACGCCGCUUGUCGUACUUCCUGAUGAGAUUCGGACGCAGGAGGUGGGUUGGAGUGGGUGCGUUGGGGAAUCUUAUUUCAGACCUACGUUUGUGGAGCUGGGUGGCCGACCAAGAGUGGACGAUGAAGAUGAUGAAGACGAGGAUGAGGACGAGGAUGAGGAUGACGAUGACAAGAGGAAGCCCAAGAUUACUGCCCCUGCCAAAGUGAUUGCCGCCAGUACUAGUACGAUGGGUACUUUUGAUCCAGAAGCUACUACCAAGCAAUUCAACGUCAAGCACAUGGAGUUUGUGGAGGAGGUAAGGAUUCUCGUGUUGGAUGGAGGGCCACCGAGAGUAAUUGGGGCUUGA
This is a messenger RNA of Glarea lozoyensis ATCC 20868, 1416 nucleotides long. RefSeq lists its product as uncharacterized. The transcript is spliced from 2 exons. NCBI's taxonomy places the organism in Eukaryota, Fungi, Ascomycota, Leotiomycetes, Helotiales, Helotiaceae. The record is from RefSeq and is a predicted model, not a curated record. The coding region runs from base 1 to 1416 and encodes 471 amino acids.